GAAGAGACGCGAGAGAGGUUCCCGCAGAUCCAACCAUCAGUCAUCGAAGCAGCCGUAUCGCUCCCGAGGAGUCGAGAGCCGUAGUAGGAUCCCGACACAGGACUCAAAAGCGAGCCACCCGGUGUCCUUAGAGAGCCACCUACGCUCCCUCGCCUUUUAUCUAGCUGGUGGGACACCUGCUCCCCCUCCUCCCUCCUCCUCCUCCUCCUCCUCCUCCUCCUCCAUCCACCGCCGCCUCCUGCUACGUCUUCCUGGCCAUCUCGGUUUCCUUCAGGAGUCCAGUGUGCUCUCUCGCUCGUCAUCGACAACACACGCCUCCUCCACCUCCUCCUCCGGCUGGCUGCUGCUGCUGUCUCACUCUGUCUGUCUGUCUGACUGUCUCCCUUCCGUCUCGUCUGCCCAUGCUGGAAACUUUGCCACUGUCAGUCUCCGUUUGACCGGAACGUCGCCUCCUCUUGUCCUCACACAUGAAGGCGCACCUACCCUUGAUGUCAAGAAUGCUUUCAGGUUUCUCGAUCUUGAACUCUAUUUAUUAAACACCCGUAGCCGCUUGACAGUUCCACGGACUUAGAUUUUAUCUGUCCACGCACACUGACACAACUGUCAGCGCCUCGUCCUGACAGUCUAUUCCUGAGUUGACUGUCUACUAUAGUAGACCUUUCGGACGCAACCGGGUACCAUCAUGGCUCUCCCGUCCUUCACGUUCCUCUUGGCCGCGGUGGUCCUCCUGCAGGUGUGCUGCCAAGGGGCCGUUGGAAGCACCUGCGAUCCUCAUGUCCUAACGGUGUACAAAGUGCUAGUUCAAACCUUCUGGAGCCGAGAUGUUUUCCCCAAACAGUAUCCCGAGUGGAGACCUCCUGCCCAGUGGUCUAAGGUUGUAGGGCGUUCCCACGACCCCUCGUUCCACCUGUUCCACGUGGGCGAGGUCGCCAGCGACGGGCUGAAGCAGUUCGCCGAGCUGAGCCAGACGGACAUAUUGGACGCCCAGAGUCAGGGCGAGGGCGGCGUGUUCGACGAAUUCAUAGCGCCCCCAGUCACCGAGGGCGUCGGAGAGACCCAGACGCAGUUCUUCGUCGAUGGGAAUCAUACUAAGGUGUCGAUGAUGUCGAGAGUGGUGCCUUCACCCGACUGGUUCAUCGGCGUCGAUUCGCUGGAACUCUGCGUCGAAGGGAACUGGAUCGACUCCGUCAUCUUGGAAGUAGACCCAAUGGACGCCGGGACUGAUAAUGGAUUCACCUUCACCUCGCCCAACUGGCCAACCGUCCCCAAGAAACCAGUGACUCGAAUCACGUCCCAGAGUCCCGAUCACCCGGCCAACUCCUUCUAUUACCCUGAUAGGGAUCAGCAUCCUCCUCUCGCUACAUUCCAUAUCGUUAAGGUGAAGGAAUACCAGCUGCGCCACACCUUCUCGGGAUCCUUCAACCAAGCGCCCUCCAAGAAAUACACGACGGACGCCAGGCACGCUGACGGUGGCGACUCGGGAGUCCUGCAGGACUUCGAAGUGAGUAAUAGCAUCCUUGAAACGAGCAGUGUUGUCACCACCCCAGCAGCCCCUACUACUAAGAAGAAGGGAGACCAGGCCAUCAUGAAUGAUGUCGUUGACAAAUUCAAGAAAUUUAGGAAAAACAGGCGAGGGAGGAAGACGGGUCGUCGCCGCUCUCGUGCGCCUCGUGACUGCCGUGUAAGCGAAUGGUCAGAAUGGUCUUCCUGCAGCAAAACUUGUGGCAUCGGCGAACAGAUUCGCACCCGCACUGUCGUCAGACACUCCAGACGAGGAGGGCGCCCUUGCCCGUCCCUGCAGGAGACCCAGUGGUGCGGUUCCUCCAAGGACUGCGACCACAAGUACUUUGAUUGGUAAAAAUGGGAACAGCGCGUGCAACUGGUGGAUCCCAGGGAGAGAGAGAGUGUGGUACAAGAAUGUGUAAAUUCUUCGAAUUCUCUGCCUCUGAAAUUGAAUGCAUUAUCGCUCUUUCAGUACAGAAUUACUUCUUUCGUUUCGGUAAUAUUUUUGGGUGGAAUGAAAGCCCGCGUCCAUCGCUCUGAGAGAAGAAACCUACUAGGUCUCCAGGAAUUGCUUUUCUGGUCAUGCUUUUAAUAGACCUAGUUUUGUAGGCAUUUUUAUCGACACCCAUGAUUCUACAAAAGAGCAGUAGUUUUUUGCCAAAAUUCUUACGAAGGAGAUGUUUAAACUAUUGCUUUCGCUUUCUUUAUACAAAAUUUGAGUGGAGAGUUCACUGAAGACUGAAAUUGAAUCGCAAUUUUUUUAUAUUAUUGGUCACGUUAUGAAUUGGCUUUUAAAGCUAAGCUCCAUGUUAACUUUUCGUUCGUGAUUCAGAACUAAUAGACCGAGCCCUGUCCGUUUGUGUACGUAUCUGGUUCCCAGUUUUAUUUGUGAUGUACAUUUUUUUCACACAGUGCCAAAUACGCCUGCUUCAUCAUAUUUAUAUCAACCAUAACUAUGCCUUGUGCUUUCAAAACAUAGUUGCCAGUAAUCCCCAUAAAGUAAUUGUAUUUUCCCCAUAUACUUCAAUAGUUUAUUGUACAUACAUACAUACAUACAUACAUACAUACAUACAUACAUACAUACAUACAUACAUACAUACAUACAUACAUACAUACAUACAUACACCGCAUCGUAUUACGUUAAUGUGAGUUGAUGUAAGUUCUAACUUUAAGAAGAAUCUUAGUAACCAAAGGAUGUAGAUUGUAUUUUGUUAUUUGAUGCGACAGUUUGAGCUUAUGGAUUCGAUAAAUGGACCGUGCAAACAUAGUAACGAGAAAUAGAGCCAUAAAAUGAUCACUUGAACAAAUUAUGAGUGAUAUAUAUGUCGAUUGCAAUACCCAUAUUCUUUGGAAGCUUGAAUCUCAUGUCAGUGACCCCGGUAAGGGCUUGUUCCAUACGAAUAGGGUUCAUCAUCUGAAUGAUAAUGAUAAUCACAAACACUAGAGCCAUUAGGUUAUGUAAGGAAAUGUGACGGAGAUAUUGUUUCAUAGCAAUGAAAGAUAUACAUAUAUAUGUAUAUAGAAUAUGAUCUGAUUACAUGGCUACGAGGCAAAGGAAACAAUUUAGCGUAAGAUCUUUCUACUUACGCUAAAGCGUUCUUAAGAAUGGGCCUAAAGAACGCUACUCUUUAGAGCUUGCCACUUGUACUUACAUUGAAAAGAGAAAAUGACAAAGACGACAAAUUUAAGAAAACGAUAACAAAAGUAAGAGUUAUUAAGCUCAUAUAGAACUGUUGCUGUCUACGGUUAGACUACAGUUAGGUACUAGACAAGGAUAAGAAAAUUAGAAGACUUUUAACAAGAAUUAGUGUUGUCUUUGUUCAGCUCUUUUUAAAUAUUUUCAGAGAUUGAUGUUAUUUUCAUUUUUUAACUGCACCAGUACAGAUUCUAAAAGGUUUCUAGAGACGAUAUCAUUAAAUCUUGCUUUUUUUCUAUUGUGGGACCAAUCAAUCUUAAGUGAGUUUCCUUCAAGUGUACAAAAAAAGAAAAAAAAAUCUUGCAACCAGUUCUUUCCUCGUGGCCAUAUACUCAGAUACUGUUUCCUACCCUCCCCCUACUCUGAAAUAUUGAAUUUUUAUACUAUCUUCCCUUUCUCUCAGAAAAUAAGGCUCUCACCUCUUUUGAGGUUUUGUCUUGCUCUUUCCUUUCCCAUUAUCUAAACUGAGGGGCAUCACUUGACCCUAUACGAAUAAUUUUUCAUUUGGAAAUAGAUAGCUCGUUUCACUCACCUUUUCGUGAAAUCGAAUAGAAUUGGUCUGAACAACCAUUCUGCCUUAUCUUAUGCACCAUAGAUUUUCGUCCCUUUUGUCGCAGGGUGGCUACUCUCUCUCUCUCUCUCUCUCUCUCUCUCUCUCUCUCUCUCUCUCUCUCUCUCUCUCUCUCUUCCUAUAUUUCGUUUCACUUUUUGAUGCUUCUUUCAAAUGAUCAACAUAACCCUUGGAAACUUAAAUUUCAAGGCAAUGACCCCUGUGAGCUUGUACCUUAUGAAUAGGUUUCAUGUUCUGAGUAAUAAUGACAAUAAUAGUAAAAAUUUCUAUCUAUCUAUCUAUCUUGUAGGCACUGUUUCGCCUUCUGUAUGUUGAGGUUAUCGGGAAUGUCCUUUUUUUUAUCUCUCUCUUAAGAUCAUUUCACGAUUACUCUGAGAUCAUACACUGAAAUCAUCAAUCCUCUAAUGACUCAUUUCCACACGUGUCCUUCCCUCUUCUGCCAAUACACUGAAUUCUUUUUUUUUUCUUUUUUUUCUCGAAGUCCAACGGUCUCCCUUUCUCUCCUUCCUUAGGUAUUACAGCCAUAUUGAUUUUUUCCCCUCCUACAUUCCGUCGCCUUGAUCUCUCUAUCUCUCUCACUCCUUCGAUAAAGAAGACCUUUUUCUUUCGGGGAAGAUCACGAAGUCGACUCGCCAUCCAGUUCCUUUUGGGCUAUGUCAGGUUUGUGAAUGGCUCUAGAUUUAUAAGUGCACUUUUACAAUGUACUCUACUGUAGCAGAUGUUACCCCCACUUACAGACAUUAUAUAUAUAUAUGCUUUGACAAAGAAGAACUUUAUUUUUUAGAAAUGCUUCCUUCGUCAGCCUUAGUCUUUUACGCAAAGGCCUGAAUUCCCCGUUUAGUUGAUACGUAUAAUUCCAAAUAUUAGAAAAUGUAUGAUGUUUAUUGGUACAAAUGAAAAUUGUAUUGGUUGUGUUAGAUUAGAUUUGUAGUGGUGACAGAUGACUGAUUUUAUUUCCAAUCAGUUGUCAAGCGUGAAACAGCUCAGAUAUUUUUAUAUGAAAAUUAAUAGGUGCAGAUAUCUGUACUGUGCACCAUGAACAGCCCUCGACUAAAUCAAGCUAUUAAAUGUAAAUAAAUUCAGUGCAAAAAAAAUAUUUGUAUAUCUGUAUGGUCGUUAGACCUAACUGUAAACUGGACUGGUUAUGAUUGAUAAUACUUCUGUAUAUAACAGAGAGUGUGAGAAACAGAAAUCACUUUUCAAAUGAUCGUAGAUGCUAUGCAUGUAGGUAUUCCUGACAAGAUUUUCUCUAAAUAAAAUAGGCCAGACCUAAUAUUUAUCUAAAUUAUUUCAGUUCAAUAAUCAGCUUAUCCAAGUGAUGUAGUUGGAUGCACUGUUGCUAAUCCACUCUAUUUGUUAAUCCAUAAUAUUGUAACAGUUUUUUUUUGUACAAAAUCGAAAUAAACUGUAAACGUAA
Molecule: messenger RNA, 5187 nt
Organism: Macrobrachium nipponense
Lineage: Eukaryota; Metazoa; Arthropoda; Malacostraca; Decapoda; Palaemonidae
Product: spondin-2-like
Exons: 7
Coding region: 683-1858 (391 amino acids)
Source: RefSeq, a predicted model, not a curated record